AUGAACAGGCCGUGCUUGGGCCAGCAGUGCUCUGGUCUGCAGACGCGGUACCUUCAGACCGAUGUUGAGGGUGUGCUGACUGACGGGUCGGGGCCCAACAGCAACUACACCGAGAACAAGAACUGCACCUGGGUGCUCGCGGCCAACGACCCGCUGGCGACCAUCGUGGUCGAGUCGAUCGAGUUUGAGACCGAGUGUGGAUGGGACAUUCUAUUUGUGCGCGAUGGCAACGCAACCGAGCUUGCUGCCCAUGCCCCACUUCUCGGCGCAUACUCGGGGACCAAGGCCAUGCCGCUGCUGCAGUCAUCGGGCCCGUAUUUGACUCUCUUCUUUCACUCGGACCAGUUCAUCACCGCUCCGGGCUUCCGCAUCCACUACAAGGCCACCCGCUGCCGCUACGCAUGCAACUUUAACGGGCUAUGCCAGGCCGGGACGUGCCAGUGCGACUCGGGUGCCGGGCCGUACUGUCUCGAGCCCGACACGCCCGCCACCUGCGCCUCGUCGCUCUGCACUUGCUCUGCCGAGCAGGGCGUCGAUCCCGAGGCCUUUCUGCUCCAAUUUGCACUCGCCGGCGACCCGAUCAUUGGCGGCGUCGUCCACGCCUUUUCCAAGCUCGACGCCGGUGCUGUAUGUGACAUGUCGCUGUACGAUGAGCCCGGGGCUCUCCCGCCACGCAACAUCUCGUGCCCGCGCUGCCCGACCCGCGAGGCGUUCUGGACUCUCCAUUUUUGCCCCGGCCUGUUUGACGAAGACAAGCCGCCAGCCACGUUCCAGCUCCUCCUCCCGCUCCUGGUCGCUUUUUUCCUUGUCUUUGUAGUCAUCCUCGUCGCCAUCCUCCUCCGAUCACGGCACCGGUUUGCCGACCCGCGCUUUGUGCUGCGCGAGGGCGAACUGCGGCCCAUGGCCAACAUCCCGGUCUACUAUGUCAUGCUCGCUGAUGACGGCUCCACUCCAUGUGUCCCCUUUCCCACUGUGGUGCCCGAGGCUUGCGACGACAUCAAGGUGCCCAUGUUUGCCUUGGUCGGCCCGCCGGCGCCUGGCGAGCUCGUCGGCCGCAUUUCGCUCGCCCAGCACGUCCAUCAACCCCACGCCCCGCACUAUCCUCCCACCGAAGAAGCCAUCCGCGCCCACGAGCAGCGUAUGCGCGAGGCUGCCCGUCUCGCCGCCGAAGAGGAGCGCCGCCGCGCCCUCGAGGCCUGGGAGUUCCGCCAGCGCCAGGCCGCCGCCCGUCAGGCAAACCGCGCCCGCCAGCACUCCUCCAACGGCCGCUCAUCUGCAAACUCGUCGCGCCGUGCUGGCAGGUCGUCCGGCAGCCGCUCCCGCCGCCCACCCAACCCGGACGUCGUCGACCUCGCCUCUGACGAUAUCGAUCUCUCUCCAGUCGCUGGUCAGACUCGCCAACGCACCGUUUCUAUCGUCACCGCCACAGCAACUUCAGCCUCGUCGUCCAGCUCAUCGACAGCCGCGUCAACGUCAACGUCCACAAGCUCCUCGGGCGUCUCGUCGACCUCCUCGGUCGCCACAGGCACUUCACACCUCGGCCAGUCGGUCACCUCGUCGAUGUCACCACGUCCGCCGCAGAAGAGAAGGAAGUAA
Molecule: messenger RNA, 1596 nt
Organism: Thecamonas trahens ATCC 50062
Lineage: Eukaryota; Apusomonadida; Apusomonadidae
Exons: 2
Coding region: 1-1596 (531 amino acids)
Molecular function (GO): serine-type endopeptidase activity
Source: RefSeq, a predicted model, not a curated record